AUGUCUGCCCAACCCUUUCGGUCGCCCGAGGAAGAUGACCCUGCGAUUUACGCGACCGCGCGGGAGUCUUUGGAGAAACUGCUGUCAACGAACGACUUGCAAAGCCCUUGCCUAUCAGUCGAGCCACAUGACUUACGGGAUAUCCGCGACCUACGAUGUCAUUUCUUUGGCUGCCUCGGAAUCAACAGGCGGCUUCAAGUCUUGUCUAACCCUAGAGAUCCUAUCUGGGCACAAGCCGAGGCCCUGGAGACCAAAGACACCGAACCGGUUCAGAAGAACAACUCGAAAACGCCGCCUGUGGGCUUCGUAGAUCCAGAUGAGUACCAGCCAGGAAUGAGAUAUGUCACGGCCUUGAGCCUGCAGGCGGAACUGAAAAGGAUAUCCGUUCUGCGCAGGACCCCGGCUCUUAGGGGUCUGGUACGCGAGGUUCAGCGUAGCCUUGUGGCGUGGAGAGAGGAGAACAAAAAGAACAUCAGCAAUGUCGAAAGACUUAGAAUCGAUACGACCCACUUCCGCCUGAUGGUGCCCCCUGGGACACCUGGGAGCCCGCGCCAACCAGAGGGCCGAGGUGUUGCACCCGGUUCAGCUCAGGAUCCCGGUCCUCCAUUGACCAAAGAACGGCGCCGUAACACGAACCUGACCCAGGGCAGCCUCACAGAACACGACGACUUCUCGCGAAUGCUGAAGAAAAUCGUCGACGACGAGCGUGAAAAGAGCAAGGAAGCCAUGCCAGAGGACGACCCCAUGACGUCCUAUGAACUCAAAAGAGAUGUCAAAGCACAGCUGAUUCUACUUGAGCGCCCGAGGACCUCGGGUUCGAGAGCAGCGUCAGUCAUGGGCAACGUCAUGGAGCCCGACUGGGAAGACGUCGGAGAUGAGAUUUUCAAGGGCCGAUUUCCUGACCAACAGCUUUCCAUGUUUCACCUCUUGAACGGGGUAUUGAAGGGAGGAAAGUUCAAUAGGGGUAAAUUCGAAAGGACCGUCAAGUCGACUACAGAGGAUGAACUUUGCCCUAGCAAGCUGAGAUACUAUCAUAUUCCUGUCAACAAUAUGCAGUGGGCUGAGCAAGCUAUUGCAAGCUACUUUGACGAGCCUUAUCCCGAGCCAGGGCACGACUUUUAUCCCUCAACCAAACUAGUCUUGCGAGAUGACUGCUGGAGGGGCCAAGAGCAUGGUAAUGAGCCGCACUCGAUGGUUCAUAACCGCCACUUGCGUCCAAUGUGCGAGAAAAUAUCAACAGAUGCCGAUGAUGCUUACCGCAAAGGAGAGAACAGCCUCGUCCUGUUUAUGCCAUUUCUCCACUGGGAAACAGACAGAAGACGAAAUCAGGCUGCAAACCUGAUUGAAAGACUCGCAGAUGAGCACGAACUGGAUUUGAGAGAGACUGCCCAGAUGUGGAAGGAAAUCCGGAAAGACGAUCGAAGGGGUCUGCUCAAAUUAGCCCAGCACCGUCCUGCUCCGACAGCUACGGGUCAUAAAGAACCGAACUAUUACAGGACACGAGGGACAGACAGGGACGAGAUACUGCAAGCCCUGGCCAAGAUUUUGUGGGAGAAGAUUCGAAAAGACAGCACCGCAACAAUGCCCUCAGGUCUCCCACACACCCUAUGGCAGAGAAUUCGGGACGAGUGCUUCGAAGACAUCUUGGUCAAGGCCUUGAAAAAUGCUCUACUAGAGAAAGCACGUGCCCAGGAAAUCCCUCAGAUACUCCAAAAGUUCGUCCCGGACCAGGCCAUUGAUCAAAAAGAGCAGCUGGCAUUUGACUGGGACAACGCUCUAUGGAGGAUUAAGGAAGCUGGGAAGGGCUAUCCGACUCCACACGCCCUGGACGACAUCUUUUGGGAACAGAUCAAGAAGGCCAGGGAAAUAGCUGACCGCAGAAGAGGGCUUGAAGACGAGAAUGACCAAGACCCAGAAGAGUUCCAAGGCGAAGGGGCAGCCAACCUUCAGUCCCACAGCGCAGGUCCAGGCAUGAACGGAUCCCUAGGACAAAUCUUCAAAUCACCCACAACGAUAUUCCAGGGAAUCAAGGUCGAUGAAUACGGGUGUCCCCAACCUAGAAAGAAGCUCGCCAAAGUAUUGAUCAAGGCCGCAAGGCUCUACGAACAAAUCAUGACAUACCCCGACCAGAGAAUCAUGGAGAAGGACCUUUUCUCCGAUCCUCCUCUUCACCCCCGACGGACCCUAGACCAAGCGUAUUUUUGGAGACUGCGUACAACACGAAGUCGAGACCGGGACCAAGUCGUCUAUCGGCACACCAACGCGGAGUUCGCGCAUAAGUUUCGACCGCAAGACACAGCUCACAUAUGCGACAAGAAGACGCCGUCAUCGGUGAACAAUCAGACCCGUCCUAUCAGUGACCAGGCCGACACGACAGACUCGGAGAACUGGCAGUGGAGUCGCCACGGCGAAUUCGAACAAGCCUACGGGUGCGCGCAGUGCGACGCAGACAUUCGCAAAGUACCGCGAGCAAUCAUGGUUGACCAGUUGUGGAUGUGGGUGUUGGACAAGGAUACAAUACUUACGUGCUUUCCUCAGAGAUAUGGAGUGUCCUACAAGGACGACUCUGGAGUGCAUCAGUCCAUCCGGACAAGAGUGAAGACGCGCAGUAACCCGGACAAUCAUGUCCGAUCUGUCUUCGACCUUGCCCUGAUCAUACUGGACGAGUGUUUCAAUACCUUCUUUAACAGGGCCCGGACGGCCGACAAAAGACCUCAAGUCAUGGACAUGUUCGCCGAGAGCAUUGGCCGUGUUACUCACAAACAAGCCGUUGCCUUCAAACAUCUGUGGAGCCUCUCAGAGCGCCUCACAGCGAUCUACCAGAGUGGAGUCGAGGACAAGGUCGACCCAAGCAUCUACCAAUCCGAGGCCGAAGACAAAGUCGACCCUAGGAUCAUGCUGGCUCUCCUCGACGUGACCCCAGAGGCCGAGCUCCAGCGCGAGAUCCGCGACAUAAUCGACGAGCUGGACAUUAUGCUUCAUGUCGUGGGGCAGCAGCAGGAGGUGAUCAAGCGGUUCGUCAGGUUCGCCGAGGACGUGCUCAGUGUGAAUCCCGCGAACCUCCCGAGGCAGAUCGGCUCCGCUACGCCCGUCGACGUGCAGAGCAUUGUGGCGGAUCAGAUCAAGUCGUUUGAGUCUCGCAAGGCGGAUCUGCUUUCCGAGGUCGAGGACAGAAUCAAAGAGCUUGAGGGGUUGAAGGCCAGCGCGCUCAGCACGGCGGAGAAUGUGAACGACCUCCUCGGCUUGAAGCAGCAGCAAGCAAGUGUGGUUCAGGCUUACGAGGCUAUGAAGCAAGGGGAGGAGACGGUGCGCCAGGGCAAGGCCAUCAUGGUCUUUACGGUCAUGACGAUCCUUUUCCUGCCGCUGUCGUUCAUGAGCAGCCUCUUCGGGAUGAACGCCGUGGAGCUCACAGGCGAGGACCCAUCACCGGGCGCGGGCGACGACUCGCGGCCGGUGCCCGACGAGAUCGCGUCCUUCUGGCCCAUAACCUUCAAGAGGCAGAUCCUGAUAAUGUUCACCGUCUCCUUCGGCGCCGUCCUGGCGGUGAUCAUCCCGGCCUUCAGCCCCUUUGCGCGCGCGGCCGCCUCCUCGGCCCUGCGGUACGCCGCCGCCCGCGCCGUCACCGCCGCGCCGCUGUACCGCCUCUGGCUGGGCAGCGGGUGGAGCAGCAGGAGGCUGCGGGCGCGCGCGGGCGGGGCCGUCAGGGACAUGAAGCACGCGGUGCGCGAGGCGAUGAGGCGCCAGCGGUUGGAGGAGAGCGAGGUCCGCGACGGCGUGAGGAGGAAGGGGGCGCCGGCAGUUGGGGGUCCGUUUGGGGGUGCUGGGCCCGGCCCGCGGCAGAGUCGGAGGCGUGGGAUGUCGCGAGGAGGGAGUAGUGGGCGUGGUGGUGUCUAG
Diaporthe citri is the source of this 3894-nucleotide messenger RNA. RefSeq lists its product as uncharacterized. Gene Ontology annotation, biological process: metal ion transport; transmembrane transport. The record is from RefSeq and is a predicted model, not a curated record. The transcript is spliced from 9 exons. Bases 1 to 3894 code for a protein of 1297 amino acids. Gene Ontology annotation, molecular function: cobalt ion transmembrane transporter activity; magnesium ion transmembrane transporter activity; nickel cation transmembrane transporter activity. Gene Ontology annotation, cellular component: membrane. NCBI's taxonomy places the organism in Eukaryota, Fungi, Ascomycota, Sordariomycetes, Diaporthales, Diaporthaceae.